GGAUUUUUAAUUUUCAAUUUCUGACUCCUUUUUUUUAACUGGAUGACCCUCGGAUCCGCCCAACUCUUUGUUUUUGCGCCCCGGAGAUCAUAGUUCGAACCCAGUCUAUCAUGCGCCAAAUUGGCACAGUGUGGGACGCAGAGCAUAGAUCGGGAGGAACCAUGAUCAUGGAUUUCUGUGAGCCGCUUUUCCAUCUUCUAUGGCCUAAUUAUUUAAAGCGGGCGCCAGGGAGGUCCGUUCCAUGGUUCAAUGUACCCGCUCCCGUCCAUGGGUCGGAAGAACUCUGUGAAUCUACCUUUGCCAUCAGGAGUUCCGUACACACAACUUGGACUCUUCUUCGCCCCUCGUAUUUGACCAUCCUCGCCCCCCUUUUUUCGGACCAUGUCUGCCCCGACUAGACAGUUUCACAGACUGUCAAUCGGUCACAACAUGCCUGAGACUCGGUCCUCCACUCGCGGGCGGCCGGACCCUUCCGAUGAAAGUGAGCGCGAGGACAGCUCUGUCGAGGAGAGUGAGGUCGAAAGCGAAGAGGAGGAGAGCAGUGACGAUGAGCCUGCUGGGAAGACCAUCCUCGCGCGUUCGGGAAUCACCUAUGACAUGAAGAAUCUAGAUGACGAGACCGGAGCUAAUGCGUCAGUGGGCUUAAGAUCACAGUUCGAGGUCGUCAAUUGCCGGGCCUCAGACUCUGGCUAUGAUUUCCAGCUACUGAAUCGACCGCAGGUCCACGUUGGAUCCGAUUCAACUACUUGCACCUGCUCUACUUUUCAAUCGCGGCCACAGGCAGCCUGUCAACACAUCUUCUGGGUUCUUGACCAGCUUCAUGCCUAUUUCCAUCCUACACCCUCUACAGCCCGGGCGACCCUCUCCAGCGACGGUCGCCCUCAAGUGCGUCCCCGCGCCGAGGAACUCCUCGCUAGUGUCAGACUGGAAGCAGUAGCAGACCGUCUACAAUGGCAAUGUCUCCGAGAUGAAGGUAACGGUCAUUAUCACGGAAUGACCCGAGCAGAAAAAAUCCGGGAUGUGCUCAGCGCUUUCAACACGAAAAUCCUCCCGGAAGACUUCCGCCAAGAUUUGCAGGAAAAGGAGCCCACAGUAAAAUACACUGCUGAAUCUUGUGUCGUCCAGGGUGAUCUCGAAGCUACCAUUUUCCGACUAGCUGUGCACGAUGACAGCGUCUUUAGCAGUAUAUGCAAGGCAAUGCCCUCCGGCGCGUGUGCAGCUAUCUACUUCCAGAAACUCCAGGAUCAGAUCCGCAGACUCCUGUCUGAUUUUGAUCGGUACUGUGCGACGGGCGAACGACCUGCAGACCUAAGCAGUUCUGGAGGUGGUGUGGAGGUCGAGGAGGUAGUUCAUCAACUUCAGCUCGCGGUUUCGCGUAUUCGGUCCAACAUUGCUAUUCGUUCGCCUCAUGGUUCGGAUGGAGCUGUCGAUGCGCUCGUCCUGAUCCUCGAAAACAUCGCUGCGCGCAAUAAGGAUUGUCUCGCUGGGAACGACUGGGGUCGCGAAUCUUUCCACGGCGAAGAUGAGGAUCAGCGCAAUCUGCACCAUUUGCUUUUUGGUUCCGACGAUGUGGAAUUGAAAGCUGAUGACGAGCUAUUCCUGAUUAGCGCACUUGAAGAUCUGAACCUGUCAUCUUUGGGGUCGAAGGUCGAUGCGCUUCGCAAUACCCUUAGUAAAAUGGAGGUGAAUCGGGCGCCAAAGGCCUACCUUAUUCGACUCGGUGCGUUGGUCCGCCUGGUUGAGUCUGGUGGAAUUUCAGGCUCAGGACAGAAGCGACCUGCAGCCGGAAACUCAGGAGGUUUCUCUAAACGAAGUCGAUGA
Molecule: messenger RNA, 1821 nt
Organism: Penicillium pulvis
Lineage: Eukaryota; Fungi; Ascomycota; Eurotiomycetes; Eurotiales; Aspergillaceae
Exons: 2
Coding region: 382-1821 (479 amino acids)
Molecular function (GO): zinc ion binding
Source: RefSeq, a predicted model, not a curated record